GGCCCCGUGACCCUCGCAGAGGUCCGCUCCUGGCGGCUUCUGCCAGAGCGGCGCGCGGUCUCCGCGGCGGUUGCUGGGUGCCAGGGCCGCUCCUGGGGCGGCGGGGGAUGCUAAAGGAAUUGUAGGUAGGGUCCAUUUUUCUCGACAGUGCCCCUUUCCAGGCCCCGGGGCACCAGCGCCUCGUCCCCCGCGCUGGGUCCCUUCCGGCGGCCGCGGGAACGCCGCUCCCCCUCCAUUCGAGGGAGCGCCCGUCUUCUCCGCCCGACGCGGGGCACAGCCGCGGACCCCUCCUCUCCCCCGACUCGGUCCUUCACGCCCUCGCGUCCCUCGCAUCGCUGCUCCUGUUCGCUGCCUCCUCUCUCUCGUUUUACAGACAUAUAGUGAGACGUCUCCUAACAGGAUACUGUCACUGGAACCCUUAGACAUCUGGAUUACCAGUUACUUCUGAGUUAUACAGUAACUCAAGAAUUGAAAGAUAUUUUUAAGGCAAAGAUACUCUCCUGACACUCAAAGGCAGCAAAAUUCACAGAGAACGUAGAAGUAACAGCAUGUACACCACAGAAUCAAAAAAUGAACAUUUGGAGGAUAAAAACAUCCAUUCAUCUACAACUCCUCAGAUCCCAAACGACAGUAAUGCUAGUGAACGUCAAGAAACUAAGGACACUGUCUUGCCAGAAAUAGAGGGAGCAAAACCACAGAUGGAGAAGGAGAGUUCUUGUCCUCCACGAGGAGCAACGAAUAAAAUUAUUACACAAGGAGUUAUACUUUUUAUGAUAUGGUGUAUAACCUGGUCACUCUCAGGCCCUGAAGUUCUCCCUGGUGGAAAUUUAUUUGGAGUGCUAAUUAUCUUUUAUGGUGCCAUCAUUGGGGGGAAACUUUUGGAACUCAUUAGAGUACCUUCUGUGCCUCAACUUCCACCUCUUCUUGGGAUGUUACUAGCUGGCUUUACCAUCAGGAAUGUUCCAUUCAUCAGUAAGCACGUCCAUAUUAGUAACAUGUGGUCUUCAACUUUAAGAAACACUGCCCUUACCAUUAUCCUAAUACGAGCUGGGCUUGGACUCGAUCCACAGGCUUUGAAGCAUUCAAAGGGACUUUGUUUAAGAAUGUCUAUGGGUCCAUGCCUUAUGGAGGCAUGUGCAGCUGCUGUUAUUUCCCACUUCCUUAUGAAUUUUCCCUGGCAGUGGGGAUUUCUAUUAGGUUUUGUACUAGGCGCUGUCUCUCCUGCUGUUGUCGUCCCUUCCAUGCUGGUUUUGCAAGAAAAAGGAUAUGGUAUUGAGAAAGGCAUUCCAACCUUACUAAUAGCUGCUAGCAGUUUGGAAGACAUCCUGGCUAUCACUGGAUUCAAUACAUGCUUGAGCAUCGUCUUUUCCACAGGUGGUAUACUGGGUAACGUCAUAGCCUCUUUUUGGGACGUACUUGUUGGUGUGCUGGUUGGAACUCUUUUGGGAUUUUUUCUUCGAUAUUUUCCAAGUGGAGAUCAGACGAGGCUUUCGUUGAAGAGGGCGUUCCUGCUCGUGAGCCUGUGCGUGUCUGCUGUCCUGGGCGGCCACCGCCUGGGUCUGCACGGGGCUGGAGGGCUGUGCACGCUGGUGCUGACUUUCAUCGCAGGGAUGAGUUGGUCCAAAGAAAAGAUGAAAGUCCAAAAAAUUAUUUCAACUGUGUGGAAUGUUUUUCAACCCCUUCUUUUUGGUUUGGUUGGAUCAGAAGUAUCUGUUGCAUCUCUUAAGUCAAAUGCUAUCGGCCUUUGUGUUGCCACCUUGAGUCUGGCGUUACUGAUUCGCAUUUCUUCUGCAUUUGCAUUGGUGUGUUUUGCUGGCUUUAGUUUCAAGGAGAAAAUAUUCAUUGCUUUAUCCUGGAUGCCCAAAGCUACGGUCCAAGCUGUAUUAGGUCCUCUGGCUCUAGAAACAGCAAGAAUCAACGCACCCCAUUUGGAAGCAUAUUCGAAGGAUGUGAUGACAGUAGCGUUUUUAGCCAUCUUGAUCACAGCUCCAAAUGGAGCUCUAAUUAUUGGCAUACUGGGGCCCAAACUUCUUACACGCUGUGAUGCAAGCAAAAUAAAAAUGGAAUUGACAGAAUUAAAACUUCACUAAAAAGUUUAUUUGCCAUCACCUGUUUCUUUUAAUGAAUUAUCUUACAUGAGAGAAAAAUAAAGUACAAAUAUGUGGAGAGUGUACGUAGAAGAUUUAAUAAAUAUGUGAUUUCACUACA
Equus caballus (horse) is the source of this 2208-nucleotide messenger RNA. It is a transcript of the gene SLC9B1, whose product is annotated as solute carrier family 9 member B1. The record is from RefSeq and is a predicted model, not a curated record. Lineage: Eukaryota; Metazoa; Chordata; Mammalia; Perissodactyla; Equidae. Gene Ontology annotation, molecular function: antiporter activity. Gene Ontology annotation, cellular component: membrane. Gene Ontology annotation, biological process: proton transmembrane transport.